Etheostoma cragini (Arkansas darter) is the source of this 2043-nucleotide messenger RNA. It is a transcript of the gene dnajb5, whose product is annotated as DnaJ heat shock protein family (Hsp40) member B5. Gene Ontology annotation, molecular function: protein-folding chaperone binding. The record is from RefSeq and is a predicted model, not a curated record. The transcript has 4 exons. Gene Ontology annotation, biological process: negative regulation of transcription by RNA polymerase II. NCBI's taxonomy places the organism in Eukaryota, Metazoa, Chordata, Actinopteri, Perciformes, Percidae. Gene Ontology annotation, cellular component: cytosol. The coding region runs from base 376 to 1476 and encodes 366 amino acids.
UCACAAUAUAUGAACUUUUUGUCCUUCUUAUAGCCUUGCUUUGGUUAUGUGAUGGAUGGAUGGAGGUUUCAUGGCAGGCUGGAAGUUAGCCGAGGUUUUCUAGUGAAACGUCAGAUGCACCUCAGUGUUUGGUCACCGGUUAUUUCCGAGCCUGUGAUCCUCCCGACGUCCUGACGUCAAUUUAAGGACCCAGCAGUGCCGGGGCGGCAGGCAGACACACAACGGGCUGAAGACAAGAAAGACAUUGAAUCCGAACCGGACCCUGUUGAUGUGAUAUUCUUAAUUCUUAAUUUAUUGCUGAGCAUUCUGUGACUGACCACGGCCUGAGCUGAAGAGGGGGGUCCCAAUCCUGAGAGUGUAUGCGUGUGUGCAGCUAUGGGGAAGGACUACUACAAGACCCUGGGAAUUCCCAAGGGCUCCAAUGAGGAGGAGAUCAAGAAGGCCUACCGGCGCAUGGCAUUGCGUUUUCACCCUGACAAGAACAAGGACGCCAACGCCGAGGAGAAGUUCAAGGAGAUCGCAGAGGCCUAUGAGGUACUCAGCGACCCCAAGAAGAGGGUGGUCUAUGAUCAGCUAGGAGAGGAAGGUUUGAGGACAGGAGGCAGCAGCUCUUCAGGUGCUCCUGGCAGCUCAACGUACCACUACACCUUCCACGGAGACCCACACGCCACCUUUGCCUCCUUCUUUGGCGGCUCCAACCCCUUCGACAUGUUUUUUGGCUCCAACCGCAGCCACAGCCGCUCCAACGGUUUCUCCUUUCACAACGACCAUGAUGGAGAGCAGGACAUGGACAUGGAUGAGGAUGACCCCUUUGCUCAUAUAGGGAGACAGUUUGGCUUUCCAGGGGGGAUGAACAACGGCUUCCCGGGGGAGGGCCGCAGAAGGAGGGGGCAGCCGUCUGAGCGCCUGGGGACCGGGCGAAAGCACCAAGACCCUCCGGUGGUCCAUGAGUUGAAGGUCUCGCUGGAAGAGAUCUUCCACGGCUGCACCAAGCGCAUGAAAAUCACCCGCCGCAGGCUGAACCCAGAUGGGCGCAGCAUGAGGACAGAGGACAAGAUCCUCAACAUUAUCAUCAAGAAGGGCUGGAAGGAGGGGACCAAAAUCACCUUCCCGAAGGAGGGGGACGAGACCCCUGAGAACAUUCCUGCCGAUAUAGCCUUUGUGCUUAAAGACAAAGGGCACGUCCACUUCAAGAGAGACGGUUCCAAUAUCAUUUUUAACUGCAAGAUCAGCCUAAAAGAGGCGUUGUGUGGCUGCACAGUAAGCAUUCCCACGCUGGAAAACCGCAUCAUCUCGCUCCCCUGUCAUGACAUCAUCAAACCAGGGACGGUAAAGCGACUCAGAGGGGAAGGCCUGCCUUUUCCCAAGAACCCGUCACAGCGCGGUGACCUUAUUGUGGAGUUUUCUGUCCGUUUUCCAGACAGGAUUCCCCCUCAGUCCAGAGAGAUUAUCAGACAACACCUCCCCCAGUCAUAGAAAGACUCACCUUCAACCCUUCCACCACCACACACUCCAGACCAAAUGGCCCAAAGAAACCCUUAAAACACUCAUUCUAGUUUCCCUUCCCACUUCCAGUCUCCAUGUCUUGAGUUAAUGAAGCAUUGAACAUUGAACAGACACUGUUGUUUGUAAGGACUUUACAGUGGGAAGAUGAAGGAAGAAUGCCUAGACAAAUGGCAGUUUUAUUUUUGGCCCAAGCGCGCACACACACACACACUCACAUACACACGCACACACUGAGGAUGGACUCAGCACAAUUGUGGAUUUUACCGGUCCUUUAUUAACUCUGUUUUAUACGGAUUCAGCAGUGGUUUUAUAUGCUGUCCAACUCUCUGAUACUUGUCUUUUUGUGAUAGGAUGAAUCGUGAGGUAUUUUUUUAAAUAUUUUUUUUUUUCCAGGAUUUUUCUUUCUAAAGAAAGUUUUAAAUAGGAUCAUUUAUUUUUACCUUGAGUGUACCAGCAGCUUCAGUUUGUUCAGUGCAAACCCCCCGGUUUUAACAUGACCUCCCAGCCCUCCCACCUGCCACCUGCUUCUCUUAUACU